AUGUUCGACGUAUUUGUUCAUUAAUAUUUUUCUUACUAUUGUGCAAUUGCUAUUUUUUUUAAGAAGUACAGAAAGAGAAUUAUACGAGGAAUGGACGACGGGACCUGUUGUAAUGUAAUAAAUGCUUUGGUGGGUGAAUUUAUAAAUGGUGAAAUAACUUCCCAAACGUCCUCAGAAGAUUGUUAAAAGGCGAGGCAAACUCUCGAAGGAGGAUCGAUCUUAUCCAAAAACUGUCCGGUCGCGUAUAGUUUAUUAGGAGGAGUUUGUCUCUGAGCCGCUGCCCCCUCUCACGCCACCUUCAGUAUCAUCAUCAUUCCCGCAUCUUCCCGCAGCUCCAGCGAUAAUCUGUGGGGAAAGCUGAUCGGUUCAACAUGGAUCUGCUGAAUUUCAUGCUUUUUGUAGGGAUCUCCCUCUGCACAGUGAAAGUUUCUCAACAAGGUCCAUCUCAGCGCAAGUUGUACAGUAGCCUGAUGACCGGGUACAACCCGCUGGAGAGACCGGUUUUCAACGACUCUCAGAGCCUCACGGUUUACUUUGGCCUCAGCCUCAUGCAGAUCAUGGAUGUGGAUGAGAAGAACCAGGUUCUAACAACCAACAUUUGGCUUCAGCUGUACUGGAAUGACUAUUACCUCCAGUGGAACCCAGUGGACUACCCAGGCGUGACCAACGUGAGAUUUCCCGACCAUCUCAUUUGGAAACCAGACAUUCUGCUUUACAACAGUGCAGAUGAAAGGUUUGAUGCAACAUUUCAUACCAACAUUUUGGUCAACUCCUCAGGCGCUUGUUCGUAUCUUCCUCCAGGCAUCUUCAAGAGCACCUGCUACAUCGAUGUCCGUUGGUUCCCCUUUGACGUCCAGAGGUGUGAUCUGAAGUUUGGCUCCUGGACGUAUGGAGGCUGGUCCCUGGAUCUGAAGAUGGUGGAGGCAGACAUCACUGGCUACAUCGCCAAUGGAGAGUGGGAUCUUGUUGAGGUGCCAGGUCGAAGGAACGAGCGUUUUUACGAAUGCUGCGAUGAGCCCUACCCUGACAUCACCUUCACGGUGGUGAUGAGAAGACGGACGCUGUACUACGGCCUCAACCUGCUCAUCCCAUGCGUCCUGAUCUCCACCCUCGCUCUCCUCGUCUUCCUCCUGCCGGCCGACUCUGGGGAAAAGAUCUCACUGGGCAUUACAGUUCUGCUCUCCCUGACUGUCUUUAUGCUGCUAGUUGCAGAGAUUAUGCCUGCCACAUCAGACUCUGUGCCUUUAAUAGCUGAAUACUUUGCCACCACCAUGGUCAUUGUUGGUCUGUCUGUAAUUGCAACUGUUUUGGUCCUGCAAUAUCACCACCAUGAUCCUGAUGGAGGAAAGAUGCCAAAAUGGACCCGUGUGAUCCUGUUGAACUGGUGCGCCUGGUUUCUGCGCAUGAAGCGCCCCGGCGAAGACAGAGUGCGCUCAGCCUGCCACAACAAGACCCGACGGAGCAGCCUGACCAGCAUGGACCUCAACGCCAGCAGCUCCGUCUCCCAGUCUACCAACGGCCACAUGCUCUACGUCGGCGUCCGCGGCCUGGAGAGCAUCCACUGCUCCACGGCCGCCACCUCUCCCGAUUCCGGGGUCCUCUGCGGGCGGCUGAUCGGACGAGCCGGCGAGGACGAGUUGCUCCUACCGUCGAGUCAGAGCCCCAACAUGGGAUACAUGGAGCUGGAGCUGGCCAAGAUCCUGGACGAGGUGCGGUACAUCGCCAAAAGGUUUCGUGACCAAGACGAGGACGAGACCGUGUGCAAUGAGUGGAAGUUUGCCGCGUCUGUCAUCGACAGGCUUUGCCUCAUGGCUUUCUCUCUCUUCACCAUCCUCUGCACCAUUGGGAUCCUCAUGUCGGCACCCAAUUUUGUAGAAGCCAUUUCCAAAGACUUUUUUACAUGAGGAGAUUGAAAUAAAAUUUUAAAUAAAUAAAUAAAUAAAAAUCUGGCACACUGCUAAUGAAAUGAUGUAUAAAUUCACAGGGCAGUAAUCUGGAUACAGCCAUUUCUUCUGUUUACAAAUGUGUAUUAUGAUAAAAUGCUCACGGUUUGUCAAAACUAAGUAAAAUUAAAACUCAGUCUGCAGUGUGAAAAUAAGGAAACAAAUCCAUUGCAUUAUAAUGUGACUCCACCCCACACUUUGAAGAAAAUAAAUGCUAUGGCUUUGUACUGUCUGACUACAAA
This is a messenger RNA of Xiphophorus couchianus (Monterrey platyfish), 2185 nucleotides long. RefSeq names its product cholinergic receptor, nicotinic, alpha 7a (neuronal) (gene chrna7a). The record is from RefSeq and is a predicted model, not a curated record. Gene Ontology annotation, biological process: monoatomic ion transmembrane transport. Bases 372 to 1904 code for a protein of 510 amino acids. NCBI's taxonomy places the organism in Eukaryota, Metazoa, Chordata, Actinopteri, Cyprinodontiformes, Poeciliidae. The transcript is spliced from 10 exons. Gene Ontology annotation, molecular function: acetylcholine-gated monoatomic cation-selective channel activity; transmembrane signaling receptor activity. Gene Ontology annotation, cellular component: postsynaptic membrane.